UCACUGCUCCCCAGAAGGGGAUGAAUCAUAGGUGGGGGGCUGCCUCAAGCCAGGAGACAGGGCCCAGCUGUCAGCCCAGGGGCUGAGGGAGAUAAAUGGGCCCUGAAGAGGGCAGAGAGGCAGACCACAGCACAGCACUGCCUGGCCCUAGCUAACCCUAGAGGAGACUGCUACUGGUAGGACUGGGGUCAAGGUGGGUGGGCAGGGCCUUUGGGGUUGAAUGGAUCUGGGAUUUGGGUCAGUGGAGGUCUCUGAACCUGAGGCGCCCUGGGAUCUCUGGCUGCUUCUCUGCCUCAAGGACCCCCAUUCCUGCCUUUCUUUGCCCUGGAUCUACUACAAGCUUUCUCGCUCAGACCUCAGGCUCCCCUUUGGUCCCUCUGUGUUUCUCUCUCUUUGCAUCCUUAUUUCCAUCACACUGUCUCUGGGGCAGUUUCUGUCUCUUUUUUUUUGUUUGUUUGUUUUUUGCGGUACGCGGGCCUCUCACUGUUGUGGCCUCUCCCAUUGCAGAACACAGGCUCCGGACGCACAGGCUCAGCGGCCAUGGCUCAUGGGCCCAGCCGCUCCGCGGCACAUGGGAUCUUCCCAGACCGGGGCAUGAACCCAUGUCCCCUGCAUCGGCAGGCAGACUCUCAACCACUGCGCCACCAGGGAAGCCCUCUGUCUCUUUUUUCUUCCACUCUCCAUUUGCUCCGCCUCCCUCUCAUUCAUUUCCAUCUCUUUCUCCCUCUCCCUCUCCCCUCCCUCCCUCCCUUUCUUCUUCUUCUUCUUGUUCUUCUUCCCUCCCCCCCAUCUCUCUCUCUAUAAAAUAUAUCCAUAUCUAGAUGUACCUGUGGCUCUCUGUCUCUGGGUUUCUCCAUCACUUUGUCUAUCUCUGUCUCUUUCACUCUCUUUCUCACUCUUUCUUUCCCUCUGACCCCUUCUCUGCCUGGCUCUGUCUGUUAUCUCUGUCUCACUCUGGCUCUCUCCUUGUUCCUUCAUCUGUUUCUGUCUCUCUCUGUCCCUGGCCUGGCCGCUCUCUGUCUCUCUGCUUUUCCCAUCUGUCUCUGUCUAUGGGCCAUAGCUGACCAGGGCCCCUGCCCUGAACCUGUUUUCUCCUCGCAGCCUGACCACACGAUGACCAGGUGGGCUCUGCUGGUGCUGAUGGUCCUGACAUUGGGCAGGACUCUGCUUGUCCCAGCAACCCCUAUCCCAGGCUUCCAGCUUCUCCCUCAGAACUUUCCCCAGGCCACUCCCCGCCCUGUGACCUCAGAGAGGCUUUCAGCCAGCACCACAGGCCCCUCCACUGCUUGGGGCCGCCCCGGCCCUGGCCCCCGCCCUGGCCCCCGCAUCACCCUCUCGCUGGAUGUCCCCCUUGGCCUCCUGCGGAUCUUACUGGAGCAGACCCGGGCCAGGGCAGUGAGGGAGCAAGCUGCUGCCAAUACCCACAUCCUGGCCCAUGUUGGCCGCCGCUGA
Messenger RNA from Orcinus orca (killer whale), 1452 nucleotides. RefSeq names its product urocortin 2 (gene UCN2). Lineage: Eukaryota; Metazoa; Chordata; Mammalia; Artiodactyla; Delphinidae. The coding region runs from base 1114 to 1452 and encodes 112 amino acids. Gene Ontology annotation, biological process: digestion; hormone-mediated signaling pathway; adenylate cyclase-activating G protein-coupled receptor signaling pathway. Gene Ontology annotation, molecular function: hormone activity; corticotropin-releasing hormone receptor 2 binding. The transcript has a single exon. Gene Ontology annotation, cellular component: extracellular region. The record is from RefSeq and is a predicted model, not a curated record.